CCGAGUGAAAGUGCUGGCUGCUGCUGCUAUUUGUUUCUGUUUUCCCGCCAUGGCUGCAAUGGAAAUCGACACAGAGAAAAAUCUUCAGAGAAAGCAAUCCACUUACCAAUCCCUGGAUGAGACAUUUGAGAUUCAAAAUGAGACAUACAGAGGUCAGCAAUACAGUCAAAUAUACUUUGCUCGUCUUCACACGAUGAGGACUCUGCUUUACUCUCUUGUUACCCAUUGGAAACCCCAUGUCCCUGUUUGUACAGUUUUGGAAUUGGAAGAAGGCAAGGAAUGCAUCAUUGUUGGAACCCUGUACAAGCACAUGAAACUUAAACCUUGCAUUCUUGAUGAAUACUCGAAGGAGAGAUCUGCAUUGCCUCUUGUCAAGCCUCAUAACUUCAUGCAUCCAGAUGAUCAUUUGGUUUUGGAAGAUGAAAGUGGAAGAGUUAAGCUUGGUGGCACCGUGCUUUCACCUUCAGUAUAUGUCACAGGUGUAGUUGUCGCUUUGCAUGGAAAGGAAACUGGUGCUGGUGACUUUAUGGUGCUAGAUGUCCUUGAAGCUGGUUUAGCACCACAGAUAGAACCCCAACUUAAAUCAAGAGAGGAUAAGUAUGUUGUUUUUAUUUCUGGGGUGAAUGCUGGGAGCAGCUUAUCAAACCCUCUCCAAUUUCAGCUUCUUGUGGAUCAUAUAACAGGACAUUUGGGAGAUGAAAAGGAACAGGGUAUUGCAGCAGAGAUAGUUCAUGUUGUGAUUGCAGGUAAUUCCGUGGAAAUUCCCCUUGGUCUUCUAAAUGGACAGAAUUUGGCUUCAAAGGAUCAGUCUAGGCUCUCUGAGCCAGUUCAAGAGCUGGAUAUUUUGUUGACUCAGAUUGCUGCAGGUGUGCCUGUGGAUAUCAUGCCAGGAUCCAAUGAUCCAGCGAACUUUUGUUUACCUCAACAGCCAUUGAACAGAUGGCUUUUCCCUGGAUCCAGAGCUUAUAACACUUUUAGGUCGUGUACUAAUCCUCAUUGUUUUGAGCUUGCUGGUGUCAGGAUUCUUGGAACGUCAGGUCAGAACAUUGAUGAUCUUAAAAAAUAUUCGGAGGGAAAGGAUGAGCUUGAAUUUAUGGAAAGGACGUUAAAGUGGAGGCAUCUGGCACCAACAACACCUAACACACUCGGAUGUUAUCCUUUCACUGAUAGGGAUCCUUUCCUGAUUGAGAGCUGUCCUCAUGUUUACUUUGUUGGAAACCAAGAUAAAUAUGGAACUCGCAUUUUAAAGGGUUCAGAAGGGCAGUUGGUGAGACUUAUUUCCAUUCCUAAAUUCUGUAAUACUGGAAUGGUGGUUGUGCUUAACCUGAGAAAUCUCGAAUGCCACACUCUUAGCUUUGGAACUCAAUUCAGCUUAUAAAAACACCACAUGAUGUAUGACACUCUGUAUUGCUUUAGGGACUAGAACUGCUAGGACUUUUUCAUUGCCUGUGCGCUAUAUCUGAAGCCUUCAUUGGAGUGGAGAAAGGUAAAUUACUGCCACCAGUAGAUUCAUUGGACGAUACAUGAUCAUCGAUAGGAUGUGUAUCUGCCAGCUGGUUCUUCAUUGGUUCUCCAAAGGUAAAUUAUUCGUAAUUUUGGUAGGCCUUCUUGUGAAUUGUAAGGUCUUGUGUAUUUUAAAAUGUAGUUCAGCUUUUUCUUAACUUGAAAAUUGAAUUACUCUUUGCGGGGUCAGAAUGAAAUGCUAUUGGUAAUGCCAUGGUCUAAA
Messenger RNA from Populus trichocarpa (black cottonwood), 1726 nucleotides. Its product is annotated as DNA polymerase delta small subunit. Gene Ontology annotation, cellular component: delta DNA polymerase complex. The transcript has 14 exons. Gene Ontology annotation, biological process: DNA replication; DNA strand elongation involved in DNA replication. Gene Ontology annotation, molecular function: DNA binding. Bases 50 to 1378 code for a protein of 442 amino acids. The record is from RefSeq and is a predicted model, not a curated record. NCBI's taxonomy places the organism in Eukaryota, Viridiplantae, Streptophyta, Magnoliopsida, Malpighiales, Salicaceae.